GCCACAGCGACUCCGACGCUGAAAGUUUCUCCCUGACCAGCGGCGAAGAAGACGACGACGCUGACGUCACCGCGCACAACGUGCAGCAGCACCCGGAGCAACAUGGCUUUGAAUGGAGGUGACGCGGACUUCGAGUGGGAGCCUCCAACCGAGGCAGAGCUGAAGGUGAUCCAUGCUCGCAGGGAGCGACAGGACAAGAUCAGCAAGCUGAUGGGAGCCUACCUGCUCAAAGGAUACAGGAUGCUGGGGGAGUGCUGCGACGUGUGUGGGACUAUUCUUCUCCAGGACAGGCAGCAGAAGCACUACUGUGUGUCGUGUCAGGAGCUGGACUCUGACGUUGACAAGGACAACCCUGCUCUAAAUGCACAGGCGGCGCUGUCCCAGGUGAGAGAGAGGCAGCUUGCAGCCCAGGCCCCUGCACUGUCCCAGGAGCCCGAACCAAACGAAGGCGCCAGCAGCAGCCAGGCAAGUGUGUCAGUUGCUCAGCCCAGACCAGAGCACUGUGAAGGGGCUGCUGCAGGAGGUAGAGCCUCCCUGCUUCCACCUGCUGUGCCUGCUCCCCCAGCCCCCGCCCCCACCGCCGCCGCCACCGCAGUAGCAGCAGCAGCAGCAGCCCUGGCACCAACCCGUCCCCCAGUUUGUCCACAGAUCUCUGCCCUCCAACCUGUGUUGCAAGAAGCGGAGGAAGCUGUUCUCACUAAACUCCGCUGGGCCACCAACCAGCUACAGAGCUCAGCCUCCCUCGAGGCAAGUAUCCAGCUCUGCGGCCUCAUCGCCAGCUGUGCCAACUCACUGCGCAGCCUCAAGGAGCUCAGCCAGUAACCAUCAUUGUCUGGUUGAAACUGUGGGGUAGUGGGAAGGCUGUUUUUAUUGGCCCCUGUCUUGGAAUACUGACUCUGGUUUGCUGGUUUGCAGAAUCUCCCUUUGACUGAAUCCUUGCAUAGAGCUGAAUUCAAAAUUGGUCGGAAAAAUGCAUCUGAAAUGGCAAUUUAAGUGUCAAACGUGCGCAGUUUGCUCUUGAGUAAAUGUAACUGUACCACUGGCAGAAAUACCAUGUUACCUAGUUUCUUAAUAUGUUAAUUUGACAGUUUUUUUCAACUUGUAAGUUAUGAUAUAAUUAUAAAAACUGAACACCUGUCAAGGCACGUUAAUUGUUGGAAUUCAUUUAAAAACAUCUGACCAUUAAAAAUCUAAAUAAGGCUUAGUCUGUAUUUUACAUAAGAAUAAUGCUAACCUAUUCAUAGGUGGUUGGCUCUGGAAAAUCCAAAAUGGCCACAGUUACUUGACACCUUGGACCUUAUUUCUCCUGAUUGAUUGUUCACUAGUAUCACACAAAAAAUAUGUAGGUUUGCGAAUAACAAUUUUAACAAAAGCUUAAAACUCCUGUGCAUACAUGCCCUUUUAAUUGCACACGAGUCUGUGCGACUAGAACAUAAGUUAUCAGUUAAAAUGUAAAGUCUGUUGCUAUGUGGUUUAAAACAACAGUCGCUUAUCUGACCCUGCUCUUCUCACAGACACAGGUGCAUUUUUCUAUUUGCUGCUCAGAUGGAUUUCUUGUGUCUCUGGUCCCCUGGUGGUAUAAAGCUCGUCACCGUGUGCUGGCAGUGCUUAGUUUUUUUUUAUUGUAAAUAUCUUUUUAAUGCAUGAUGGUGUUGAUGGUCAGUUUUUUCAGUGAUGCUCAGAUGAGAGGGGUCAAAGUUCAGGGGUCAGACUGAUUGUUCUUCAUUCAUUAAAAAAACGAAAAACACCCAGAGCAAAAUAAAGUGUGCGCUGCUCAUCAGUAGACAGCACUUUGUUUUAGAGAGAGAAAGUUUCAAUGUUGUUCAAGGCUGUCAGUAUUCUAAAUAUGUACCUGAAUAAAGCUUUGCCAGUU
Molecule: messenger RNA, 1873 nt
Organism: Scophthalmus maximus (turbot)
Lineage: Eukaryota; Metazoa; Chordata; Actinopteri; Pleuronectiformes; Scophthalmidae
Gene: znrd2
Product: zinc ribbon domain containing 2
Exons: 4
Coding region: 103-822 (239 amino acids)
Source: RefSeq, a predicted model, not a curated record